Aspergillus alliaceus is the source of this 885-nucleotide messenger RNA. RefSeq lists its product as uncharacterized. The record is from RefSeq and is a predicted model, not a curated record. The coding region runs from base 1 to 885 and encodes 294 amino acids. Lineage: Eukaryota; Fungi; Ascomycota; Eurotiomycetes; Eurotiales; Aspergillaceae. The transcript has 2 exons.
AUGCCGGAUCAAACCCGACCAUCAUCACCUGAUUCGUACAACGGCUUCUUCCACCACCAGUCCUGGUCUGAACCAUGGAGUUCAUCCGACUUUUCGCCAGCCCAAGGAAUAGUGAAAUUCUAUGAUCGUUUUAAAAGUCAGCCAUGGUGGAACAAGACUCUCUCGGGGGCAUUUCUCGAGAAAUCCACGAACUGGAGUCGAGGUUGGCCGUGGGGGUAUUUCAUCUACCGGACAGCAUACGGUUCCGAUGAGGACUGGAACCAGGCCCUUGCCAAACUCAAUCGCUAUAUUUACUGCACUAUAAGAUAUAAUAAUGAACCUGAACCAGCUAAGAUUGUCUGGGAGGGCUAUAAAAACGGGGCUUCACCUGCCAAAGUCCGGCAACUGUUUCAAGACUGGAUGAAACGACAUCCAAAGCACAAUCAUUGUGGCACACCACGGAUAGCCUUUUGCUUAAUAAUUGAUGAUCAUGCUCUUCAGUCUAUUCUGGCAAGUCCGGAGCCUUCCCUUGAAACUGAAAAUUGGUUUACUGAAAAGAUCGGAUAUGUGAUCUUAAUUGAUCGCUCUUUUCCUGAUAAGGGGCUCAGGCACGAGCCUUAUAAUGUGGGUUGGGUCCGUUUAACAAUUGAUGGGAUUUGGUCAUUUUCAUAUUCAUUUGAUACAGUGGAAUUUGAGAGCCGAUAUCCAGCUAUUGGAAGGCCUGGCUUAAUUCCAUAUUUUGAUGGUGACUGGAAUUGGGUGGAGGAUGUGAAUGGGCAGAAGGUGACAGAUAUUGAUUCUUCAGGUGAUGAGGAAGAGGAUGAAGAUGAGGACGAUGAUGACGAGGAAAGCGGUUAUGGUAACCAUGAUAUAUAUGAAUAUCUAAGGGAGGGUGGGCAUAUUUGA